UGUACCCUUUAAUUAAGCUUCUUUAGAUCAUGUAAACAAAUCUCCACUUUUCACACCACUUCCUGUAUCAGGAAAGGGUUGAAAAAAUAACACUUCAUUUAGCGUUUCAGACGAUUCAGUACGAAACAAUGCUACCAACCGGCCUUGAACGGACCGUUCUUUGGGUAACGGUUAUUGUGCUUGUUAAGGUGUUUGCUAUCGUGGACUUUCACAUCGACGAUGAUCCUAAAUCAGACGCACAAGUAUGCUGCAUGGUAGAGCACACAUUUCCCCAGGAACCGUACCGGGUGUGCCACGAACAGCACGCCACCCCGCAGAUGGACAAUGGAACCGUUAUGUGCAUUCACCAGUGCUACUACAAAGCGAUCGGUAUGUUUGCCGCCGAUGGCAAAGUGAACACCGACGCGUACAUCAAGUACCGGGACGAGCUGGAUCCAACGCUUCGGGAUGCGUUUUCCUACUCCAUGGUGGUGUGUGCGAAGAUCAUCGCAAAGCGUAUGAACAACAAUAUCGCAGAAGUCAACAGAAUGCGUUGCAGCCCGCUGCCCUACCUGUUUAACCGUUGCCUGAUGGAGGUUGGCAUCGGGAACUGUCCGCCGGAGCGGUGGAUGAAUUCUUCCCUGUGCGAUAAACUUUUGGAGGUAAUUGUGAAAAAGUAUGGACCAGGCAUAAUACACAAACCGGUGGAGUGAAAAUGGUAACAAAAAGGGCAAACAGGUCGUACACAGACGCAUAAAAAACAGGGUCAAACCUAAACGUGGCACGUGAAACGGGGUAACAGACUGUUUGAAGUAUGUUUGGGGAAGAAGUACAAAACAUCCAAUCACCUGUAUUGUGUUAAGCUUAAAAGUGGAACUGGAGCAAUAAACAUGUCUGCGCAGUUCUAUUAUUUUGAUUAUGUUUGUGAUUUUUGUUAACUGCCAAAAAAAGGGACACAGAAAAUCGUUCCAAUCUUCCCAAAACAGCCUCACACAUUCCACAUUCGUUGUCUGAUCCGCGUGUUGCACAGACCACACUGCUACUGCUCCGCAUCGAGCAAUGGUGCCACAUCAGCGGACAGACUCACGGUGGAGGCUCAUUUUGCUACUUCUGUUGUCGUUUAACUGUUGUGAGGCUCUUCCAUUUCAAGUCGAGGGACAGCCCGUCGUUCACUGCAAUCAGCCACCAUUGGAAGUGCAUCCCAAAGAUUGUUGCCAGCUCCCUUCACUGAUCGAUGAGGAGCUGCUGCGCAACUGCAAGACACUGUACGGUGGGGAACCGCUGCAGCGGAAGCUAAUCUACGAGCGUGGCAAGUGCUUUGUAGAGUGCGCUCUUAAUGCAACGGGUACGCUAGUGGGCGGUGUGCUCGAUCAGGCCAAAAUACUGCACGUGAUCGUGACGGCCACGCAGAACGAUCCGGCCGUCAUGCAGCUGUUCCAGAGCAGUACGUUGCAGUGCUUUCAAACCGUGGGUGCUGGUGGUGGUGGUGCAAGCAGCCCUGCAGGCUGCAGUAGCUUGGGCGUUGAUUUUGUCGGUUGCGUUAACAUCAAAAACUUUGUGAACUGUCCGCCGCACAUUUGGAGCAACAGUGCGCAGUGUAACGCCUUGAGGCAGUACAUUCUGGAGUGUCCCCAGCCGUUCUAGCCGUUCU
This is a messenger RNA of Anopheles gambiae (African malaria mosquito), 1630 nucleotides long. RefSeq lists its product as uncharacterized. The record is from RefSeq and is a predicted model, not a curated record. The coding region runs from base 129 to 692 and encodes 187 amino acids. NCBI's taxonomy places the organism in Eukaryota, Metazoa, Arthropoda, Insecta, Diptera, Culicidae. Gene Ontology annotation, molecular function: odorant binding. The transcript is spliced from 8 exons.